Molecule: messenger RNA, 8165 nt
Organism: Ostrea edulis (European flat oyster)
Lineage: Eukaryota; Metazoa; Mollusca; Bivalvia; Ostreida; Ostreidae
Product: E3 ubiquitin-protein ligase TRIM33-like
Exons: 3
Coding region: 5241-7283 (680 amino acids)
Molecular function (GO): zinc ion binding
Source: RefSeq, a predicted model, not a curated record
UGCAGUUAUAGCCAUUUGUGUGUUAUAUAUCUGUAAUAUUAAACAGUCACGUGUUACAUGUAAUUAUAAGCCCCUGGGUGUUAUUUUCUGGGGGUGGGGGUGUUAUUUUGCUUUUUAUUUAUUUAGUUGUUUAUUUAUUUUUUUACCAAAAACCAUACAGUUGAUAGGUUUCACGAAUGUUGCAUUCAAUAUUAAGUAAUUUGUACAAAAAUAUAUAAUCAUUUUCAGUGUGCCAUAUUCAUGAAGCAUAGCAGGAUAGUUAAAAUAAGACGAAGAUGAAUAUACUACAAAUUUUGUAGCCAUUGUUUGGCUUUUCUCAGACUCGAGUACCAAUUAUUUUAAUCACUUUGAUGUACUCACACACUGCACAUCCGCCUGCGUGUUCGACAAGCGCGGUAAAUAGUACUGAUUUUUGAUGUUAUAUGAGUGGGGAUUAUCGCCCUUACACCUAAAACAAUAUUAGCUCUAAACCUAAACAUAUUAUUUAGUUGUAGAAAUGUGGUUUUUCAAAUUGAUUGUUCAUAUUCAAGCUUUACAUAAGAGAAAGAGGGGGGGGGGAUUGAUUGAUUGUUUUGCUGUUUUCCGCCACACUCAACAAUUUUUCAGUAUCUGGUGGCGCCCAGUUUUUAUUGGUGGAAGAGAGAACCCAGAUACAAUGUACCUGGGAAGAGACCACCUACCUUCCGAAAGUAAACUGGUAAACUUUCUGACUUACCGGGAAGAGAAAGAGAGAGAGAAAGCAUGUUUUAAAUGAAUGGCAAGUUCUGUCUGUUCCAUUUGGGUAUCAAACUUUCUCUUUUUCACCAUUUUUAUAUGAAAUAUAUUUCUUUGUUUCAUUCAAAAUUUCUAAUUUGUGAUAUUAUAGGAAACGAGCUUAGAGGUUUCUCAGUGCAGCAUAUAACCAUAGGACUUCAGCCAUGAGAUGAUAGCGUUUUAUAGAUAUAUUACUAUUGUUUUCAAUACAAGCUAAAAUAAAGGAAUUUCUUUGAAAUUGUCAUUUGUCUUAUCUUCCAAAAAUUGUUUAAAUUCUUCUUGAAAUACUUUUAAACAAUCACAGUACCAUAAAAGAGGAGCUAUUGCUAUAAAAAAAAGUGCUAUGUUGCGAUACUUUUGUGUGUGUAUUUAAGGGGGUACUCUACAUUUUCAUAAUGGCUGCCUUCCUUUAAAAACAUGGAUGAAAAAAAUCAAUAUCAGCAUACCUCCUUAAUCAUGAUCAUUAAUGAAAUCAAAACCAAGUUUAAGAUGUCAUCAAAAUAAAGAUUUCGGUUCUAUUGACUAUGAUAUAGCAUUAUAUAGAAAACAGUUGGUUUGUUGUUGUUGUUGUUGUUUGUUUUUUGUUUGUUUUUUGUUUGGUUUUUUUGUUGUUGUUGUUGUUUCUUUUGUAGGAGAAGACAUCAUGUUAUUUCGUUUCCAAUAGAAACUGGGAGAUGGUCUAGUAUCCCCAGAGCGGACAGAUAGUGUAAUUUGUGUUAUUCUGAAAUAGGCGACGAAUUUUAUUAUAUAUUUUUGUGUGAAAAUUUAAGACUUCCGAAAAAUGUACUUACAGCGAAGAUUUCAUCAUAGACCAAAUGCUUUAAAAUUUCAUCAUAGACCAACUAUUUUAAAAUUUCAUCAUAGAACAAAUGUUUUAAAAUUUCAUCACAGACCAACUGUUUUAAAAUUUCAUCAUAGACCAACUGUUUUAAAAUUUCAAUCAUAGACCAACUGUUUUAAAAUUUCAUCAUAGACCAACUGUUUUAAAAUUUCAUCAUAGACCAACUGUUUUAAAAUUUCAUCAUAGACCAACUGUUUUAGACUUUCACGAUUUAUUUUCUUUUACAAAUUUCAAAUUGUUGUUGAAUUUAUCCAGAUUUAUUGGAACUAUAAUGGAUGUGGUCAACCUUUCAUGUUGAUGUUGAUUUGCCACUCCCAAUUAUCUAAACAAUAUAAUUCAGUCUCUGAGAAAUCAAGGUCACAGCUACAACACAAGAGCAACUAAUUCACUGCAAGAAAUCAACUCUAGAACCAAGCUAUACUUUAAUUCAUUUUUUCCAUCUACAAUAAGGAAAUGGAAUGCACUUCCUCGAAAUGUCCAAUUAAAUCCAUCUCUAUCUAGCUUUAAGAAAUAUCUUAAUAUAAGUGUCAUUAAUAUUCCAAACUAUUUUUAUUUAGGAACAAGAAUCGGACAAACACUUCAUGCAAAAUUAAGAUUAGAAUGCAGUGCUCUUAAUCUUAAUAUGUUUCAAAGAAAAUUAUUUAAUUCACCCCUUUGCAUUUGUGGAGAAGUAGAAAGUAUUGAUCAUUUUCUUUUACGCUGUAAUAUGUACUCAAGAGUUAGGACCAAUACAAUUCUGACACGGCCAUAUCCACUUAAUGUAGAAUUAUUGUUAUACGGUAAUGAAAAUUUAUCUGAAAGUGAGAACAACAGCAUUUUUUAUUUAGCCCAAAAAUUUCUUGUUGAAAGUAAAAGGUUCUGAAAGCUGUUCUACUACAUCUACAUGUAAUACUGUCAUAUUGUAUAUAAAAUAUACUCAUGUGCACCAAGGUUGUAAUAAGUGGAAAACCUGUGUUUAUUACUUAUUGUUUAUAUGGCACAACUCUACAAUUUAUUAUUUCAACUUUGUCUAUAGUUUAUAUGCAUUUGAUCUGUAUCGACACUUAUCAUACAUAUAAACGUGUGUUAUUUUUUCUCCCAAUACUCAAUUCCAGCUUUUCUCUCUUAUUCCUAUUUCUUUUUGUGUGUAUUAUAAUAAUUAGUAUACGACUUAUUUUACUUAGAAUGAAUUUUCAUUCACUUCUUACUUGCGAGAUUAAUAUAAGUCUUUUGGCUUGUUUCUCAAUCUAUUUCAUGUAUAAGACAUUGUUUGUAAACAUUAUCUAAUUAUUUACGAAUAAAUAUUGUUUAAACUAUUCUAUAGUCUCCAUUAUUCUAUAUGCAUCUCAACACGCAUGUAUAUAUCACAGGGGCUAAGCCCGUUUUGGGCCCGAACUCUGUGAUACCAUAGAUAUAGAUUUAUGGUAUCACAGAGUUCGGGCCCAAACCGGGCUUAGCCCCUGUGGUAUAUAUAAAUUUUAGUGUGAUUGUCUAUGUAUUUCACUAUGUCAUGUUCAUUGACGUGUGAGAAUAAAUGAAUGGAAUGGAAUGGCUUCUUUUAGAGACUUUCAGUUGGUUACGGACACAAAUAUCAAUAAUAAAAGUUUAUGAAUCUUUGUUGUUGUUUUUUUCUUUCAUUGAAAUAUGGUAAAUCACAAUUUUACAACACAAAUUUUCGACAUCAAAAUGACAGCAACUAUUGUUUUAAUGUAAAUUACCUUAAAAUACUUAAAUUGCGUUGAUGAAAUGUUAUACGCAUCUAGACCGGGUCCGACCUGAAUAUUAGUCACGUUAGUGUAGAUGAAGUAGUCAUUUAGUUGCUACAUUGCGUCAUCCUGAUGUGUCGGGUCUCGUGAUCAUUAAGAAAUGGUCACAAGAAUAUUCAUCUCCAACAUCCUGUUUAAAAGUCGCCUUUCUCUAUUCCGCGUACAAUCACAAAUUAUGAAAAAAAAAAAAUCUGAUUAUUUUUUUCUCUAACAGAAUGGCAGAAUUCUCGCCCAUAUUAUAGUUUUUCAAAGUAAGUCAAACUCCAAGAUCAAGACAAUGAAGUAAACUUAUUUACUACAUAAAGAAAGCUCUUGUCAAAAGGAAUACAUUUGUGAAAUAUAAAAACGCUGUCGCUAGCCAUUCCAACGUUAUGGGCUGGCCUAAAUUCAGAUUUGUCAAAAAUAGGUUAAAUUACAAGGUGAAGGUCACAAGGUAAAAAUUGAAGCAUAGAGACUUUAAUUUGAUAUAUUAUGUCCAUUCAAUAACGGACAUAACAUUCCCUCUAGAUCACAGGCAAUUGUAUCGCUUGGGGUCGAAUUUACUAUAUAAUUUAUUGUUUUUACAUCGGCUAACUUGGAUACCCUAUAUUUAGAGUUCUAUACCUUUACUCUUUAUAUAGUAAAUUCGACCCCCAAGCGAUGCAAUUGCCUGUGCUCUAGAUCAUUAGAUCAUGGUGGGGAAGGGGGGGAUAUGAUUUUUACAAACUAGUUGUUUGGGGUUGUUUUUUUUGUUUUUUUUUUUAUUAUUAUUUUUUUUUUUUUGGUGUUAUGGUGGUGGUGGUGAUUUGAAAAUACAUAAUCCCUUGAAUAUAAAUCUACUCAGACAACAGAAACUCUCAACAGGUCAAACCAAGACAAUUAUAAUGUAGUCAAUAUUUCAUAGACAUAAUCAUUUCACAAAAAUUUAUCAUUCAUUUUUGACAUUGAUAAUUAUUUCAGAAACAAUUUUAAUCAUUUUAACAUUCAUGAUAUUAUUUUUGAAAUAUGAGCGGAGUACUGGUUUGAGACGCGCGGGUGUCAAUCUCGGUAUUUUUUUUUUUUUUUUUUUUUUUUUUUUUUGUUUUUUUUUUUGGUAUUUUUUUUUUUGUCCGUAAAUUCGGUCCAGUGGGGGUUUCGGGGCUUGAAAUCCCCCAUUUUGUUGUAGAAAAUUAAAUUUGAGGAUGGACUCCCCCUUUGAAAACCAAAAUUACUGUAGAACACCCCCCCCCUUUUCCCCAUUCAAAAACUUCUGGAUCCGCUCGUGUGUCCCCCCUUUUAGAUCCGCGCUUGUAAAUCGUUUAACAGUACGUUUUUUUUAAGCAAUAUAAAUGUAAAGAUAAGAUUAUUGCGCCCGUGGACUGUAGAUAAACAUGUAUUGUGGUAACAGACAAUGCAUUUAACGACCCGGCAUUAAGCUUUAAACGACAGAUAUCACCCCCUGCUUAUUGUCUUGUUCCGAAGAUUUUGUUUAAAGCCGACAGCAAUUAAUUAAAAAAAAACCAGAGGCCCACGGCGGGGUAUCGGUACCUCCGUCAAAUUAAUUAACAAAUAAAUAAGUAAUUCUGAAUAAUUGAAAUAGGAAAGAAAAAUCGAUGAAACAGUUUUACAAGGGGAAUUAGAAAACAUUAAUAAUUGAUUGCGGGUGUAAAUACAUUAGACAAAUUAGCGUUGGUAAGAAAGGGAAGGACAAAGGUCUUAGAUAAAUAAGAACCCCGACAGUCUAAGCGCGCCUCAAUGUUCGUUUUGUUUUAAAUCGGGCUUUAUGCAUAGUGUUCGCACAACGAAGGAUAAUACCAGGUGAAUUUCAAUUGAAGUUGAAGUGAAAUUUCCGAAUGAGAUAAAAUUCGCAGUGUUCACCAAGAGUAAUAAUGUGACAACCAAACAAUCACAGCCCUGUCCCGCGGACAUUUAUCUCACUCAUUAUGAAUGCAGGAUCCGUGACCUCUAAGAUGGAAGAAAAAGAGCACGAGAUAAAUGUAAUCACGUGCCCAUUAUGCUUACGUCACUACAAUGGUCCCAAACAGCUGGACUGUCUCCACAACUUUUGCGAGGAGUGUCUAAAUGCUUACAUCACUUCCGACGAGAACGGCGGUCUGCAAGAUGGAAAAUUCACCUGCCCCGUUUGUCAUAUCCCGACCUCCGUGUCCGUGCCGGCGUCCGGUCGGGAAUUCUGGGCGGGCCAGCUUCCCAACAAUAACUUGAUAAUGUCGCUGGCGGACGGUGUUCCUUUCAACAGCGAUACACAGGUAUGCAAACCCUGUAGAAGAGAACAGAAAUCAACAGUAGCCCGGUACUGGUGCAGGGACUGCUUCGAACCGCUGUGUGAAUUUUGUAAAGGUAUUCACCGUAAAAUCAAACAAAUAAACGGUCAUCGCAUCAACCCGCUCGAGGAAAUUCGGGAUAAGCCCGGGGCCCAGCGUCUAGGGUCAAAAACAGACGAGACAUGCACUGAACACAAAGGGAAGAGUGUUGAGUUAUUCUGCCCGGGGCACCGAAAACUCUGUUGUGUUGUGUGCUUCGCCACGCAUCAUCGAGAAUGCCCGGGAAUCCAAACGAUCGAUGAAUUAUCAGAAGAUAUAAAAAGCGCGGGAGACCUAGCGGAAGUGGUGGAUGUCAUGUCAGAGGUCAUCCAACGAGCAGACGAACAGAUCGCCGACAAAACACAGGCAGCGACGAUAUUGAAUUUCAAAUAUGCAGAACUGACCGAGAAAAUCGAACUACUGACCAAAAAGGCCAUCGAACGACUAGAGGUGCUCCGAGAUGAAUCGCUCAAUAAAUUCGAAAAGCACCACUCGAAAGAGACGAAGAAGAUCGAACAUGAGAAAGCUGUUCUCCAUAGCUCUAAACUUGCAAUGGAUCUCGACAUGAAAUAUUUAGAAGCCGUGGCUAAACAUGGAAGCCCAUCACUGCUAUUUAUCACUUCUGAACGAUUACGUCAUCAGAUUGGAUACCAUCAGGAAAUUCUGGCUGUUGACAGAGAGAGAGCUGAAGAUCUGGAUUAUAAAUUUGAGUUUAACGAUCAAUUUUUGAUGACAGCUGAGAAAAUGACAUCUUUGGGAAAACUGAAGGUCCUGCGUGCGCAGCUGAAGAUUAACAACAAUGACGUCACGGAGCAGCCCUCUCAGGUUGGGAGCAUUACGUCACGAAGUGCCGGAACAUACACAGUCAUGUCCGGUAAAAUUCCGCAAGUAGUCAUCGACAAUCCGGAUCCGUUCAGUCUCAAACUGAUUAAGGAAAAGGAUUACGACGGAUCGAUGGCGAAUGAGAGGCGGAUUGUGUGGUUUACUGGAGGAGUAUUUAUGUCGGAUGGUAUUCACUUUCUCAUGGCUGACUACAACAACCGCAAAAUUAAGAAAUUUAAGAAAGAUGUCUACCACCCAGUCAUGGAAUUUCCACUCGAAUCGGCUCCGUGUGACAUCGCAGCAGCGGGUGAUAACGAGGUCAUCGUAACUCUUCCGCACGUGUGUAAAAUUGCACGCUAUCAGAUCCGAAACGAAGGGCUGAAGUUACUAAGUGCGAUAACAACGUUUUCUGCACCAGAGGGCGUCGCGUGCAUGGAAGACAAGAUGGUUGUGUCAUUUGGGGACUGUAUCAAAAUACUGGGAGAUGAUGGAGGUGAGGUUAUUUCAAUCCCGACCCAGGAAAGCUACACGUAUACCGCCCCCGUGGUAGUGUCACGUGACAACAAGAAAUUUUAUCAUCGUGAUGGUGAAACAAUUGUGUGUAGAUCAAAAGAAGGAGACGAAAUAUUUAGGUAUCACGAUAGCACGCUCCGAGAACCGGCAGGCCUCGCUUUAGACUUCGAGGAAAACAUUUACGUCUGUGACUGCAAAUCGAACACGAUCUUCCAAGUGACUGCAGAUGGAACUCAGGGGCGGAUCAUUCGAUCAUCCAGGGUGUGUGUGGGUAGUCCUAUCGGGAUAGGGUUCGACAGGACCGGCUGGAGACUGUGGCGGGCAGUAUAAGGGGGAACUUAUACUGCCUCGCUAGAGAGCUAGCUUUUCUAGUGAUGUGGUAGAGUCUCUCUCUUGAUCACGCAAGUUAAGCACCGGAGAACGUGAUCAACAUUUGGCUUGGUGGCAGCAUAGUGACGUAGUGCCCCGAGAAACAAGACAUUGUAAUAAAUGUGAAUUAAAUGAAAUUGGUAAUGUUUAAUCGCAAAUCUCUGAUUGAUAUAAGAAAACAAUGUUUAUCACCAAAACAAUACGUUUCAAAAACACCAUCACUUUUAAAAAUAUAAUGAAUUCAAACAAGCAAUCUUUUCUAAGAAAAUUGUGUUCCUUUAUAAGAAAUAUUAAUAAACUAUGCUCCCCGACCCAAUGACUACUCGAAUCUAAAAUUGCAUAUGUUGCCUACAUUUUUUGUGUCUCCAAACUCACGCAUGCCUUAAAACAUUUAGUGAUAUAUUACCAUCACUUUUAUAUAAAAUAUAUGUACUAAAUCUCUGUAUACAAUUGUGUAAUUGUGAUGAGAAAUAAAUUCAGUUCAGGUGUUUGGCGGGAGGCCUGCUUCAGGUAGAGUCUCUUCGGAGCUCUGUGUACGGACGGAUUUAUCUGGGGACGAUAGUGGUUGUCGUCAGGAACGGCGGGUGCCGUUAUUGAGCAGGUGCCAAACACCCACGCUAAGCUUCGGGACGAGCUUCCCCGAGCGUAUUUUUACAUAGCUCAAUGAUAGCGACUUAGCUUUGUUUCCGGAAGGUCGUGCGUUCGAGCCCGCUCAGGCCAUGGCGGAGUCAAACCUAAGAAAUAAACAUGGGCUGUGAUUGUUCCUUCGCUAAACGCUCGGCAUUUAAAAGUGAGAAUCACGGGUCUUUCAGAUAUUACCAUAAAAGUUGCGGUAGGCGUUGC